Humulus lupulus (European hop) is the source of this 1660-nucleotide messenger RNA. RefSeq lists its product as uncharacterized. Gene Ontology annotation, biological process: transcription by RNA polymerase III. Gene Ontology annotation, cellular component: RNA polymerase III complex. The transcript has 11 exons. Lineage: Eukaryota; Viridiplantae; Streptophyta; Magnoliopsida; Rosales; Cannabaceae. The record is from RefSeq and is a predicted model, not a curated record. The coding region runs from base 499 to 1398 and encodes 299 amino acids. Gene Ontology annotation, molecular function: DNA binding.
AAUACAAUUGAUUUUUUGAGAUUUCUUUAAAUUUUUUUGCCAAUUCAAUUAUGAGAUUUAAAAACAUUAAAUUGAAUAUUUUUUUUCCUGUUUUUUUAAGAAAUUAAUAUUUUUUAACGAAACAAAUAAAUUUCUAAAAAAAAAACCCUAGAAUUGAUUUGAUGAUUUUGUAAUUUUAAAGUCUUGGCGAAUUUUUGGGAGUGAGUGUGAUGUGAGUGACUUCAGUAGUUGAGUUGAGAGGAUGAGAGUUGAGACAUGUCGUUUAACGAAUAGAUGUCGCUGAUGGGAUAGCCGAAGCGCACGCGCAUGCAUAAGAUGCCAUCUUUCAAACGCGGCACAUGACGGCGGGUACUUACUUGAAAGAGUCUUAGGUAACACUUGUAUAAAUACUCAAUGCAGCGCAAUAGGCCGCUUUGCGUUCUCUCAAACUCUACUGCUCCUCUUUCUUGGGAUCACUCUGCUUCAACAAACAUAAUCUAAGAUUAUCGUCUCCGUCCUAUGGAUCCAGCAAUUCUCAAUAGCGAAGCAGCUGCCCCCAGAAAGAGGAGAUUUAUACCAAAAGCACCCCCUCGCCGGAUACCAAAACCUGAAGUUAAAACCGAAGCAGUCGAGGACAAUGAUGCUGACCAGGCUAGAGAUUUGUUGAGACGCUUCAAUGAAAAUUCAACAAGGGCAAGGCCUAAAGUUGAAAAGAAAGUGACAGCUUCGCGAAUUGCAUUUGGUUAUGGUGGUGCAUCAACUACCAUUAAAUCAUAUGGUGCUCCUAAGGGUGGUAGCAACAAUCAUCAAGGUUCAGCUUCCAAUGGUGGGACAUUUCCACCGAAUAGUCUAGAGGAGAAAGAGUACAAAGAGCCAUGGGAUUACUACAGCUAUUACCCUGCAACUCUUCCAUUGAGGAGGCCAUAUUCUGGAAAUCCAGAAUUUCUUGAUGAGGAGGAGUUUGGGGAAGAUCCUGAAACCAUAACCUAUGAAGAAAGUUCAGAUAGAUCAGCAAUGGAACUUGGUCUAAUGGAGGAAAAUCCAGAAACUAGUAUGCUCUUUCUUCAGUUACCGCCAACCAUGCCUCUGAUGAAACAAUUAGCUCCCAAUGAUGGCCAAUCAGUAACUGAAAGCUUACGUGCACCUACGGCUGCGAACACUGUCCAGAAGUCCUGUGCUUUGAACGAGUUACCUGCCGGCUUAGUGGGUAAAAUGCUUGUGUACAGAAGUGGUGCCAUCAAGCUGAAGAUUGGUGAUACUCUUUAUGAUGUCUCCUCAGGUAUGGAUUGUGUUUUUUCUCAGGAUGUUGUGGCUAUUAAUAAUGCUGAGAAGCACUGUUGCAUUGUUGGGGAGCUCAACAAGCGAGCCGUCGUAACCCCUGACAUAAAAUCCAUUUUAGACAGUAUAGAUGAUUUGUGAUUGUUGCUGCUCAUUUCCGACACAAUUUUGGCUUAUAUAUGAUUCAUUAAAAAGUAUUCUUUUAUAUGAAAAUUAUAGGAGUUCAAAUUACUUUCCUUAAGCUUCUAUUUCGUUUGAAAGAGAGAACAUAGAUGAGAGGUUCCAAUGUAAAGGCAAAAUGGUUUUCAUUUAACAUGUAUUUGCUGCGAGAAUUCCUGUUGCAUCAAAAUAUUAUUCGGUUGUUAUUCAUGCCCUUUUUAAUAAAUGUCAAAUUUUGAGAUUA